AUGGUUUAUCACAAAGAUGGCAGUUUUACACGCCCAGAUAGCAUUUUUCGAAAUUUCAUUUCCAAGGACCCAAAAUCACGAUUUCCCGCUGAAAAGGGCCGCUACGCCCUCUAUCUCUCCCCUGGUUGCCCAUGGGCACACAGAACUAUGAUAGUCCGGCUUCUGAAAGGACUCGAGUCUAUAAUCGACAUUUAUCAGCUUCAUUUCACUAUGGGCCCUGAGGGAUGGUAUUACAGUGGCGAAGGGGGCUCUCUUGAUGAAGAUCCUCUGCACGGCUUCAAGAAGCUUAAAGAUCUAUACCUCAAAGCCGACCCUAGCUAUACUGGCCGCUACACUGUACCUGUAUUAUGGGAUAAAAAAGCCGACGUUCUAGUCAAUAAUGAAUCGUCAGAGAUUAUCCGCAUGCUCUACUCAGAAUUUGACGACUUGCUGCCCGAGCACCUCCGUGAAGAGAAUCGACCAGGAAAAGGUUUAUAUCCGCCGCAUCUCAGAGUUGAGAUCGAUGCCAUGAAUGACUGGGUGUAUAACACCGUGAAUAACGGGGUAUACAAGGUUGGCUUCUCCAAGUCGCAGAAAGCAUAUGAAGAAAACAUAUACCCCCUAUUCGCAUCCCUCGAUCGCCUUGAGGAGCAUCUCGGCCACGGCAAGCCUUUCCUUUUCGGCGACUCAAUCACCGAGGCCGACAUUCGUCUCUACACCACUAUGGCGCGGUUUGAUGUUGCGUACCAUAGCGUCUUUCAAUGCAACCUCAAAUCGAUCAGACACGACUAUCCCCGGUUGCACGCCUGGCUCCGGCGGCUAUAUUGGGAUCAAAAUGAAGAAGGACCAUUGCGCGCGGCAUUUUAUCGCACAACGGAACCCAACAUUUCGCGGUAUGCCCUGGGUUAUGCGGAUUCAAGGUGGAAGAUAGUGCUGGAGAGCCAAGGACCUCUGAUUGUACCCGCGGGGCCGUUGGUGCUUAUGCAGCCUCUAUGA
This is a messenger RNA of Trichoderma atroviride IMI 206040, 975 nucleotides long. RefSeq lists its product as uncharacterized. Gene Ontology annotation, molecular function: glutathione transferase activity. Lineage: Eukaryota; Fungi; Ascomycota; Sordariomycetes; Hypocreales; Hypocreaceae. The record is from RefSeq and is a predicted model, not a curated record. Gene Ontology annotation, cellular component: cytoplasm.